Molecule: messenger RNA, 2490 nt
Organism: Oppiella nova
Lineage: Eukaryota; Metazoa; Arthropoda; Arachnida; Sarcoptiformes; Oppiidae
Source: the annotation of a GenBank genome assembly
UUUCUUUUAGUAUUGACGGUAGCAUUGACGUCGAGUUGGGGACUAGCGGUCAGGGAUGACGACAUCUGUACGACCCCUGCCUGUGAAGCCGCCGGAAAGAUAUUAAAGGCUAAUCUCAACGAAACGGUCGACCCGUGCGACGAUUUCUAUGAGUUCGCGUGCGGGGGUUGGGAGGCGUCCCACAAGAUUCCGGCCGACAAGUCAUCGUUUCUUAGUUUUGAUAUUCUUGAGGAUCAGCUCAAGAAUGAUAUCAAGGAGUCGUUGAGUAAAGCCAUCGCUCAAAAUGAUUCAAAUGCUGUGAUCUAUGCUUCCGGUCUCUACAAGGGAUGCAUUGAUGAAGUACAACCCGAUGCUAACGAUACGGUUACUCAUAGAGUAUAUUACGAUGCCCCAAACUUUGCUUUGGGUCGCAACGAAUUGGUGAAUAUGAGUGCUUAUCCCGAUAUAGUGAAGGCUUAUAAGCAAUAUAUACUACAAUCGGCACUACUAUUGGGCGCUAAGGAUGACAGUCAGACCACCAAAGAUAUUGAAGAUUUGGUGGCAUUUGAAUCAAAACUGGCAAACUUUUCGUUACCACAAGAAAAGAAAAGAGAUCCCAGUGUUUGGUAUAAUAGGAUGACAUUUGAGGCAUUCAAUCAGUUGUCGAGCAAUAAAAUAGACUGGCUCAAUAUAACCAACAGAAUAUACAAAGAGUUGAAUUCAGAAAUUCGUGUCAAAAGUGAUGAGUUGGUUAUAGUCCAAGACAUUGGCUAUUAUAAGAGCGUAACAGACCUUCUGGAGAAAACUCCGACUCGAGUGGUGGCCAACUAUUUGGGAUGGUUGGCGGUCAUGAAUCUGGGAUCCCUUACCACUAAGAAGUUCAGGGAUGUUGUGUUCAACUUUGAUAAAGUGGUGUCGGGUGUGGAAAAGGAGGCCGAGUUGUCGGACAAUUGUGUCAGUAAUUUAUUAUCAAGCAUUCAAUACGCUGUGAGUCGUCUAUACGUUGAUAAAAAUUUCAGUCCAAAGGAUAAGCAAGAGGCCUCGAAUAUAAUAAGCGAUAUAAAGGACUCAUACAAUGAAUUGAUUAAAGAAAGCGAUUGCUGGCCAAUGCCCCCGGCUAUGGCGGACGCUGCCUACGGGCGCACACAGAACUCCAUCACAAUUCCCGCCGGAGUUUUAAAGACACCAUUUUUUGACAGUCAAAGACCUGCUGUAUUAAACUACGGCGCUAUUGGAUUGCUCGUCGGACACGAAAUGACUCACGGAUUUGAUGACCAGGGAAGUCAAUACGACUUAAAGGGAAAUCUCAAGAAUUGGUGGACAAAAGAAAUUCAUGAAAAGUUUGAUGAAAAGGCCAAUUGUUUUAUAACUGAAUACUCGGGUGAAUACGUGCCGGAAGUGAAAAUGCAUUUGAACGGCAAGAAUACCGUCGGAGAAAAUAUCGCAGACAAUGGAGGGAUGAGAGAGUCUUACCGCGCGUUUCAGGCAUACGUCCAAAAACAUGGUGAACCCAAACGCCUUCCACACGUCAGUCAAUACACUCCGGAACAGCUGUACUUCCUUUCGUAUGCAAAUGUUUGGUGUAGUCUUUGGAGACCCGAGUUAUUUAAGACCAUAGUUGAGUACGACUCGCACAGUCCCAUGAAAUACAGAACCAAUGUUCCCCUCUCCAACUUUAAGGCCUUUUCCGAUGCCUACAAAUGUGGUCCACAAACGCGAAUGAACCGAAAAGACAAAUAUCAAUUCGAUGUUUGCAAUACAAAUGAAUGUCAUAAGACUGGUAGACAACUAAGGGAUGCCAUGAAUGAGUCGGUCGACCCGUGCGACGAUUUUUAUGAGUUUGCGUGCGGGGGUUGGAUGGCACGGCAUACCAUUCCCGACUACAACGGAAAGUCGGACUCUAUUAUCAAUGGAGACGACGAGAUGAAUGCAAUUCUCACAAACAUUUUAUCUCAAAAGAUGUCAAAUGAAAACCAUUCAAAUGCUGUUAACUAUGCCUACGAUCUCUACAAAGUCUGUACGAAUGAAGGUUUGUAUAAUUUAAUCAAUGCUUAUAAGCAAUAUAUACUCCAAUCGGCACUACUAUUAGGCGCUAAGAAUGACAGCCAAACUCAUCAGGAUAUCGAGGAUUUAAUAGAAUUUGAAUCAAAACUGGCAAAUGCAACGUUUAUCAUAAAUGAUAUAAAAACAACGUUUAAUGAAAUGCUUAAAGAGAAUGAUUGGUUGGACGACAGGACCAAAAAUAUAGCACUAAUUAAAUUGAAUGAAAUGAAACAGAAUAUAGGAUUUGCUGAUUGGAUGCUCAAUGAUAAUGAACUGGAUAAUGUCUAUAAUUUGUUAAAUGGCAAGAAUAACAUCGGAGAGAAUAUAGCUGACAGCGGAGGUAUUAGGCAAACAUUCAGAGCCUACCAGUCCUAUGUUGAUAGACAUGGAGAGCCACCACGUCUGCCAUAUAUGACUGAAUAUACUCCCCAACAACUUUUAUUUCAUUCGACAGCUUUUGUAAGUUAA